CGGAGGGAUAUCAAACAAAUAUCGUCGUGUUGUAGUUCUGUUCGAGCGACCUGAGAUUGGUGUGGAUUAACAUGUUUAUCACGGUAUUAUCCUCAGGCGACAGUUCUCGUUCAAUAUCUGGACGUUGCGUCCUGGCAGCACAAUGCGAUGGCGUCUCACGACCGUGGUCGACUCGUGGGCACUUCCCUGCUGGCGCGCUGGUUGUUUCCACUUGCGGCCUGCCGCAUCAAGACUUUGCUGUCAUGUAACGCUCGGAUCCCGGAUGUCUUCUCCAGACCCAUCUCACAGCCGGACAAGUCUCAGUAUACGUAUGUCUUGUUCCAUCGGCACAGCGGCAUGGUUGGUUGCAAUUGUUCGUGGCGAGAGACGUUAAUCGGAAAGCCAUUAUACAAUGUGAUGCGUGGAAGCGGUGUUCGAAAGAAGACGUAGACCUCGAGGUGGAAGAUGAGUUUACCUACUUAGAUAGGCAUGUACCCACCCACCUAAGU
Dissoconium aciculare CBS 342.82 is the source of this 488-nucleotide messenger RNA. RefSeq lists its product as uncharacterized. NCBI's taxonomy places the organism in Eukaryota, Fungi, Ascomycota, Dothideomycetes, Mycosphaerellales, Dissoconiaceae. The record is from RefSeq and is a predicted model, not a curated record. Bases 148 to 429 code for a protein of 93 amino acids. The transcript has a single exon.